ACAUCGCGCCUCCCCAUCCCCAGCGCGGCUCCCCGAAGCGUGAGCCGGCAGCAAAGGCAGAAGUUCUUUUACUGUGCCGAUGCCCAAAGCAUAAAUCGGUUUAUCCCAUGCGAGAGGAGACAAAACUGUCCCUGAGUCAACAGGGGCGCGCGCUCACAGACCUUUAUGCUGGAGUUGAGCAUUACCUCCAUGUUGCCUUUGCUUGAUCGGUUCGGGCAGGCCUUGCACCCAGUGCCAUCGCUGUGGAGGAUGGUGGAGGAGCAAGUAGCGCCCAGUGAGAGACUCGAGGUGAAGACCAUCUUGGGGGACGAUGCUGUGGAACGGAGCUUGGAGCUGCAUGGUGAGGUGCAGAUGCUGCUGGAAUUCUAUCAGGAGGUACAGUUGGAGCACUCAGGACUGAAACAGAGCCCUCUACAGGCAGUAGAUAGCUUGCUUGCUGUUCCACCCCACCUUAAGGAGCUGAUGAGGGAGGAAAUCCGCCUUCUUCUGAAAGACCUCCAGCAAAAAGCAUUGCAAGAGGGCAGGGACCAAGAUUGUGCCAUUGCUAAAUACAGCCCCCAUGUGGUCUCCUUUGCUCUGAAGGGAAAUGCUGACACUGGAGGGCCUUCAUCUGGGAGCAGUGCCCUCAUCCGGCCGCUGUCUUCCAGAGCCAGUAAUGACCUGGGAUCAUUCUGUAAUAAACUGAAUAUCGCCCAUAUUGGUGAGGUAGCCUUUCGACUCCGGACCCUGCUAGAGGACGAGUGCCAUGCUUUAGAAAGGUGCAUCUCUCAUUUACAGCGCCAGCUGGAAGAAACUCAUUACCAGGCUGCACAGUUACUAGAGACAACACAGGAGCCCAGCAUGGCUGAACUGCAAGAAGAGAAGCAUGCCAUGGAGCGAGAUUUGCAGCUGAUCCAGACUCAGCCCUGCCCUCAUCUUUCCCUGACGCCAAAGUGGCUUGGCAGGGGUAGCUACCAGCUUCAGCCUUGUCAUUUGAGAGCUUCAGUAAAAGGACCAGACCUUGGGGAGACUGCUCCUGCAUCUUCACUAAAUCCCAGAAAUCAAAAUGCUUCUUUGUGCCAUCAGACGCUGCCCUGGUGGAGCCGCUCAGAAAAAGGCCUGUUGGGACGACUGCAGCCUGAGGGUGAGGAACUCAGGCAAGCAUGGAAAGACAAGUGCCCUCAGAUACACAGUCCUGUGAUUGCAGCACCUCCCAAUGGACGCAGAGUCAUUUCGGCCAGCAGGAUAACAAUAGGAGGGGUGGUCCCCACCUUCCACCCAGCACCUCCCCCAGAGCCAUGCCCAUUGCCCCGCUUCUGCCCCCGCACUAGGUUGCUUCAAUGUAAAGAGCCCAGCUAGGGAAAGGAGAUCACCCUCUCUCCCUAGACAUCUCAUUUUUGGCCCCCAGGAUGCACUCUCUUAAGAGGCACUUGCUUGUGUUGUUUCCUGGGUUUAUUUGCUAUUCCUUUGGCUCUUUCUUCGGUACAGGUGAGGGGAAUUUGAGGGGUUUCAGGAAAGUAGAAAGGCAAUAACAAGUCCCUUUCAACACUGAUCAUCCUCUUGCAAGCACCCCCGAGGCUGAGAUUCUUUUCCUUCUCAUCCACAACUCUGUGCAGCAGCCUUUAUGUUAGCAUUAUGGGUCAACUAUGACACUAUGGGUCAACUGCGCCCCUUUC
This is a messenger RNA of Eublepharis macularius, 1655 nucleotides long. It is a transcript of the gene CCDC24, whose product is annotated as coiled-coil domain containing 24. The transcript has 9 exons. The record is from RefSeq and is a predicted model, not a curated record. NCBI's taxonomy places the organism in Eukaryota, Metazoa, Chordata, Lepidosauria, Squamata, Eublepharidae. Bases 166 to 1338 code for a protein of 390 amino acids.